CUUUCCUUUCACCGGUUUCCCGUUCACGCCUGUGAUUUCAUCCCCGGCUGCCAGCGUCCCAUCCAGAGCUGCCGGAGUGUUAUCAAAGACCUGGGAGGCAACAGCAGCCACAUUAGAAAAGGAAGAAACACUGUCUGUAGAUAAAGACCAUCUUCAAACAACUUCCAUCAGCUGCAGGACUGUUCACCAGCAUCCAUUAUGAGCAUGGAACUUGAGCUGAAGAAUGUGGAUCUGAGAGUUGGAGAUAAAGUGAAAGUAAAGGGGGAAAUUCUGCAUGAUGCUGGGAGAUUCCAGAUCGACCUUGGCCGUGAUGCUGACGACCUGGCGUUACACUUUAAUCCACGUUUCCAUGACGACGCCGACGGAGCCGUCCUUGUGUGCAACUCCAAGACGGGUGGUUGUUGGGGCGACGAGAAACGGGAAAUACACAACCCCCUGGAGAGGGGCAGUGAUGUUAAGAUUGUGUUGAAGCUGGCUGGAGACGUGUUUGAAGUGGAACUUCCUGAUGGACAAGAAGUCCAGUUUCCCAACCGUACUGAUAUGGACGUCAUCAGUUACAUCAGAGUCACAGGAGACUUCAAACUGACGUCCUUCAAGAUCUGCUGAGACCCAAAUGCUGUGACACACUGUGUUUAACAGUUUGGUUGUAAAUGAGACAGUCAUUUAUUGUAAGAAAUGCUAAUCAUUAUAGAGAUGUAGAUCUUUAAUACAUGGGAAAUGUAUCUUUAAUCAAAAUGUCCUGUUGUGAAAAACAAUAUAAAGUGUUUAAAAUUCAAA
Acanthochromis polyacanthus (spiny chromis) is the source of this 777-nucleotide messenger RNA. RefSeq names its product galectin-2-like. The record is from RefSeq and is a predicted model, not a curated record. Bases 199 to 606 code for a protein of 135 amino acids. The transcript is spliced from 5 exons. Gene Ontology annotation, molecular function: carbohydrate binding. Lineage: Eukaryota; Metazoa; Chordata; Actinopteri; Pomacentridae.